AUGGCAGAUGAGGAGAUAGUCACUCUGAUUGUGGACAACGGAUCCGGAAUGUGCAAAGCAGGCUUUGCGAGAGAUGAUACCCCCAGAGCAGUGUUCCCCUCCGUCAUAGGAAGGCCGAGGGAUCAGGGGUGCACGGGCCAGAAGGACGGCUACGUGGGGGACGAGGCACAAAGCAGAAGGGAUAUCCUAACCCUGAAGUAUCCUAUUGAACGUGGCAUCGUCACCAACUGGGAUGACAUGGAGAAGAUCUGGCACCACAUCUACAAUGAGUUACGCGUUGCCCCAGAAGAACACCCAGUCUUGCUUACUGAAACGCCCCUGAAUCCCAAAGCCAACAGGGAGAAGAUGAUGCAAAUCAUGUUUGAGACCUUCAACACACCAGCUUUGUAUGUGGCCACCCAGGCAGUGCUGUCCUUGUAUGCCUCUGGCCGUACGACUGGAAUUGUUUUGGACUCGGGAGAUGGGGUCACCCACUCUGUGCCCGUCUAUGAGGGUUAUGCCCUGCCCCACACCAUCUUGCGCUUGCACUUGGCUGGCUGUGACCUGACGGACUUUCUUCUGAAGAUUCUGAAUGAGAGAGGCCGCAGCUUUAUUCCCGCAGCCCAGAGGGAGAUUGUGCAGGACGUCAAAGAGAAGCUCUGCUACGUUGCCCUGGACUUUGAGCAGGAGAUGGCCACGGGUGCCUCGUUGUCCUACGAGCUGCCUGACGGCCAGGUGAUCACCAUCAGCAAUGAGCGUUUCGUAUGUCCCGAGGCCCUCUUCCAACCCUCCUUUCUAGGCUUGGAGUCCUGCGGCAUCCAUGAGACCACCUUCAACUCCAUCAUGAAGUGUGACGUGGGUAUACGAAAGGACCUGUAUGCCAACACGGUGCUGUCAGGUGGUACCACCAUGUACCCUGGCCUCGCCGACAGAAUGCAGAAGGAGAUCACCGCUUUGGCCCCUAGCACUGUGAAGUUCAAGAUCAUUGCCCCACCAGAGCGCAAAUACUCUGCCUGGCUUGGUGGCUCUCUCCUGGCAUCUCUCUCCACCUUCCAGCAGAUGUGGGUCAGCAAGCAAGAGUAUGCAUCUGACCUUUUCACUGUCCAUCAUAAGCACUUUUAA
This is a messenger RNA of Eublepharis macularius, 1101 nucleotides long. Its product is annotated as actin, cytoplasmic type 5-like. Bases 1 to 1101 code for a protein of 366 amino acids. The record is from RefSeq and is a predicted model, not a curated record. The transcript has a single exon. Gene Ontology annotation, cellular component: membrane; NuA4 histone acetyltransferase complex; cytoplasm. NCBI's taxonomy places the organism in Eukaryota, Metazoa, Chordata, Lepidosauria, Squamata, Eublepharidae. Gene Ontology annotation, molecular function: nucleosomal DNA binding; protein kinase binding. Gene Ontology annotation, biological process: axonogenesis; cell motility.